AUGGAGCUAUGGAUAUGGCGAUCGACUCAGAUGCCGAAGAUUCCCAACAAUAAAGUGCCGAUGGAUACGGCGGAGGUCCCCAUGAUGAAGAGUGCCACGGACCCCACUGUGGUGAUGAGGAAAUUACCGGUGGUCCUCCCUCAUCGAUUGAUUCCUCACUUGCUGAAGCACAACCUCGUUGUGCCCGACUUUGCAGCGAUUCGGGAAUAUUGGAUCCACAUGUUCACGCACGCGGAAUGGGGCCCCGGACAUCCACUCGCUGAGCAGGGGGGGAACUGCAAACAUUUGCCAGUCUAUCUCUAUGCCGAUGAUGUGAAAUGGACAAAUGAAGAGAAACGCACCCAGGUGAGUCUAGGCCUGGUGUUAGAUGAGCGGACGCAUUCGAUGACCACGCACUUCCCCUUGUGGAUCCUGAGGGAGAUAUCAUCCCUGGCAGUCUUUGUCGACCGGGUUUUCGACCAUUCAGGCCUUUAUGAGGCCUGUCGCUUGGUGGUCGACUCCUUGAACAUUUUGUUCCGAGGAGAGGUCUGCGAGCCCGACAUGGAGCCACCGCUGGCCGCUCUUACCGAGCUAAGGGCAGACUGGAAGUUUUACAAAGAGACUUGGCGGGUAUGA
Symbiodinium sp. CCMP2592 is the source of this 615-nucleotide messenger RNA. The record is from the annotation of a GenBank genome assembly. Lineage: Eukaryota; Dinophyceae; Suessiales; Symbiodiniaceae.